AUGCAACACGAAGUCGCGGCGCGAGCCAAGGUGGCUCGGAAGAAAGGCAUGACGCAAAGGGAUGCUGUCAAGGAGGGCAAUCGGCUGCUCUUCAAGCGCACCUCCGACGCGAUGGCCGACCGAGCCGCAUGCUAUCGGAACCAAGUUCGCGUUGUGUCCAGCGGUCAAGGAUCGGAUCCUGUGUCGCGCGUGCACGGAUCGAUCUAG
Messenger RNA from Aphanomyces invadans, 207 nucleotides. RefSeq lists its product as hypothetical. The record is from RefSeq and is a predicted model, not a curated record. The transcript has 2 exons. NCBI's taxonomy places the organism in Eukaryota, Oomycota, Saprolegniomycetes, Saprolegniales, Verrucalvaceae. Bases 1 to 207 code for a protein of 68 amino acids.